Messenger RNA from Phaedon cochleariae (mustard beetle), 760 nucleotides. The record is from the annotation of a GenBank genome assembly. Lineage: Eukaryota; Metazoa; Arthropoda; Insecta; Coleoptera; Chrysomelidae.
AUGAUGAACCCCUGUGUAAUACCCGAACCGGCAGAAGAUACUGUUGGAGAUGGCAGGUGGAUGUCUAUGCAUAAUCGAUAUAUUCAAGAAGCAAAAACCAGCGAAUCGGAAGUUCUUUUCAUAGGUGAUUCUAUCAUUCAGCAGCUGCAGUUUAGCACAUUAUGGUCUGAAAAAAUUAGUGCCUUACAUUGUAUAAAUUUUGGAAUUGGAGGUGACAGGGUUGAAAACGUUCUAUGGCGAGUGAGGAAUGGCGAACUGGAUUUCAACACCAGAAUUAAGGCUGUUGUAUUAUUCGUAGGAACAAAUAACUUGGACUGUACUCCCCACGAAAUUUUCGAGGGAAUUUUGGAAAUCAUCAAAGAGAUCAAGAGUAGACUGGGAAAUGUAGCAAUAAUUCUGCCGACGUUACUUCCGAAAGGACAGUACCCGAAUCCUUACAGAGACAGAAACGACCACGUGAACACCUUUCUGCUGGACAAAUUCUUCAACGAAGCCAACGUAGACGAGGUCACAGAAAAUGUUCACGUGGUAGUGAUAGACGACCACAUCAUCGGCAACGAUCAAACCAUAUCGCAUCACAUCAUGCACGACUAUUUGCAUCUGACGAAUAGCGGGUACACCAAAGUGUUCGGGAGAGUUUAUGAAAAGUUGUGCGAAAUUCUCAAAGUCACUUCUCGAAAAUGACAUCAGUGGCGGCUCGUGCUCCUUUCAGCAGGGGAGGCUGAAUGAGAAGUGUGAAUGUAAAACUGACGACACAUAA